CCACAAGUGAAAAGGUAAAGGCCAACCGAUGUGGGCAGGUAAAGCAGCGCUGUAACCAAAAUGGCCUUAUCUUCUCUGCCACUGCUUUCACCUCUCAACACCACUGAUACUGAUUUCCAUCCCAAACUGCUCCAUUUCAAUUCACCAUCUUCAUCUUCUUCUUCUCACUUCCCAGUUAGAUUCCCAAUCUAUCACACUAGCCAUUCCCUUGCUAUCUCUGAGAAAUGGAGAGCAAAAGUUUCAUUUUUCCCUGCUUUUCUCAACAACAAACGCAAAGAUGCAAGUACCAUCAAGCAAGAACUUCUUGACGCCAUUGCACCGCUUGAUCGAGGUGCCGAUGCCACUCUCGAAGACCAGCAAACUAUUGAUCAGAUUGCACGCAAACUUGAAGCAGUUAAUCCAACAAAGAAUCCCUUAAAAUCUAAUCUACUGGAUGGAAAAUGGGAGCUUAUAUACACUACCUCACAGUCAAUCUUGCAGACCAAGAGGCCAAAGCUGUUGAGAUCAGUUACAAAUUACCAAGCCAUCAAUGCUGAUACUCUCAGAGCCCAAAAUAUGGAAUCUUGGCCAUUCUUCAACCAGGUGACAGCUGAUUUGACCCCUGUAAAUACAAGGAAAGUGGCUGUGAAGUUCGAUACUUUCAAAAUUGCGGGAUUUAUACCUGUUAAGGCACCUGAAACAGCUCGUGGUUCACUUGAAAUAACAUACUUGGAUGAAGAGCUGCGGGUAUCUAGAGGUGACAAAGGAAACUUGUUCAUCUUGAAAAUGGUGGAUCCCACUUACCGGGUUCCGGUAUGAUGUGUUGUUGGUAUUGAAAUGCAAUACUUGCGUUCAUCUUGUCAUUGUGUUCAAGGAAUUCAAAGUACUGCAACAGCUUCCUGAAGUUGGAAUACUAGCACUGUCUCAGUACUCAAGUUCAAGCUGACUUAGCAUGUUGGGACUAUGCUUUCUAUACAAAAAUCUCAGAUAAACUGAAAUAGUUUGCAUAUAGUAUAUAAUAUUACUCACUGUAAUUGGGUUUCCUAUGUUUUUUCCCUUUAAAUCUGUAUUAUGUGGAAAAUUCCAUUCUAGAGAAGUGGUAUGUGGAAAAUUCCAUUCUAGAGAAGUGGUUUUCAGAUACUUGAAAACCGAUAUGAAUGUAAUAAUGUAUUACCAGCUUUGGCUACGGUACAAAGACAAUGAAAAAAGUCUUUAACUUUGUGAGACCA
Molecule: messenger RNA, 1208 nt
Organism: Lotus japonicus
Lineage: Eukaryota; Viridiplantae; Streptophyta; Magnoliopsida; Fabales; Fabaceae
Product: probable plastid-lipid-associated protein 4, chloroplastic
Exons: 6
Coding region: 61-798 (245 amino acids)
Source: RefSeq, a predicted model, not a curated record